Andrographis paniculata is the source of this 1011-nucleotide messenger RNA. Its product is annotated as cytosolic sulfotransferase 15-like. The record is from RefSeq and is a predicted model, not a curated record. Bases 1 to 1011 code for a protein of 336 amino acids. Gene Ontology annotation, biological process: sulfation. The transcript has 2 exons. Gene Ontology annotation, cellular component: cytoplasm. Lineage: Eukaryota; Viridiplantae; Streptophyta; Magnoliopsida; Lamiales; Acanthaceae. Gene Ontology annotation, molecular function: sulfotransferase activity.
AUGGAGAAAUCAGGAAACCCUAAAAGCCUUUGCUCAAGAGCCACCGCCGACAACUUCGUCGACCAACAGACCAACUGGUACGACCAGAUCCUCGGCAAAUACGGCGGCACUUGGUAUUCCGACCAACUACUCCGAUCCAUACUGUCAGCCCGCAGCAACUUCAAAGCCAAAGAAGGCGACGUAAUGGUGACGUCACUUCCCAAAUCAGGGACAACAUGGCUGCUUGCCUUAACAUUUUCCAUAGCCAAACGCAGCCUUAUCCCGCCGGGGCAGAGCCCGCUCCUAACUGCCAACCCACACGACCUCGCCUGCAAUCUCGAGUUCAAACUCUACUGGGAAGAGGACAACCCUAACCUCGACGGAAUCCCGUGCCCUAGAAUCUUCUCCACGCACGUGCCUCACGUGAUGCUUCCGGAUUCUGUCCGAGAAUCAGAUAACUGCAGAAUCAUUUAUAUUUGCAGGAACCCUCUGGACCGGUUCAUUUCGCUUCGCCAUUUCUUGCUUGCGAACCGGGUGGUGAAGGAGGCGGCGGCGCCGCCGCCGCCGCUCGCCAUGGACGAGGCUUUCAACGAGUUCUGCCAGGGGAUUGAAAUGUACGGACCGUUUUGGGAGCAUGUUCUCGGAUAUUGGAAGGAGCAUUUGGAGAAUCCGAGGAAGUUGCUGUUCUUACACUACGAGGAGAUGAAGGAAGACCCAGUGGGGCAUGUCAGGAAGAUUGCUGAAUUUCUGGGAUGUCCCUUUACGGCUGAGGAAGAAAAACAAGGCAUGGUUGACGAAAUCUCAAGGCUAUGUAGUUUUGAGAGUAUGAAAAAUAUGGAGGCCAACAAAGAAGGAUAUGUUUACAAGCAAUUUAAAAAAACUUCCUUCUUUAGAGAGGGUAAAGUUCACAAUUGGAGCAAUUAUCUUUCACCCACAAUAGCCAAAGGUAUGGAAAAGGUCAUAGAAGCCAAGUUUAAAGGGUCAGGCUUGAAUAUGAAAACCAGAUUCCAAAUUGACAAAGAAAUGAACUAA